Molecule: messenger RNA, 384 nt
Organism: Caenorhabditis remanei
Lineage: Eukaryota; Metazoa; Nematoda; Chromadorea; Rhabditida; Rhabditidae
Exons: 3
Coding region: 1-384 (127 amino acids)
Source: RefSeq, a predicted model, not a curated record
AUGCCAUCAACAACUUCAGCUCUUCUCCUUUUCAGCCUUCUUUUCCUUGAUUUGGCCGUUCUUCCACAUGCUCAAUAUGUCGGAGCUCGAGCCUAUUUAUUGCAACAAAAAAUGGAAUGCAAAGGAGGAAAAGUAUACGAUAUCGACAAUGUACAAGACAUUGAACAAUGCAAAGAAGCGUGUCGUCAGUUUGAUUGUGACGGUGUGAACCUCUUCCAAGUCGGCGAAUUUGCCUUCAAAUGUGAGAUUCUGAGCUAUGUAACAAACUUGCAACCCGCAAGCGGAGCUGCCUGUUAUUACGCUCAAGAUGCUCUCAAUGGAGGAUUUAACGGAGGAUUCAACGGAGGAUUCGGAUAUCCAGGAUUCGGAAAGAAAAGAAAGUAA